UCUCGGAGCGGAGACGGCAAAUGGCGGACUUCGAUACCUACGACGAUCGGGCCUACAGCAGCUUCGGCGGUGGCAGAGGGUCCCGCGGCAGUGCUGGUGGCCAUGGUUCCCGUAGCCAGAAGGAGCUGCCCACAGAACCCCCCUACACAGCCUAUGUAGGAAACCUCCCUUUCAACACAGUUCAGGGUGACAUAGACGCUAUCUUUAAGGAUCUCAGCAUAAAGAGCGUACGGCUAGUCAGAGACAAAGACACAGACAAGUUUAAAGGAUUCUGCUAUGUAGAAUUCGAUGAGGUUGACUCCCUGAAGGAAGCCCUGACCUACGAUGGUGCACUAUUGGGUGACCGGUCACUUCGUGUGGACAUUGCAGAAGGCAGAAAACAAGAU
Messenger RNA from Octodon degus (degu), 386 nucleotides. Its product is annotated as eukaryotic translation initiation factor 4H. The annotation marks the transcript as partial. Lineage: Eukaryota; Metazoa; Chordata; Mammalia; Rodentia; Octodontidae. The transcript has a single exon. The record is from RefSeq and is a predicted model, not a curated record. Gene Ontology annotation, molecular function: RNA binding.